UUCGCGCUGAAAACAAACCGCUCCGCGACUUUCUAUGACUCUACACUUUCUGCAGAUCGAUAUAAAAUGGCAUCAAGCUAUGGAUCACUUGCCAAGGAGGCCAGUAUGCUGCUCGAUCAAUUCAGCACUGGCAGACAGAGUUUGGAUGACUUCAUUGAGGAGGCUUCAAAGCACCUGCAGAACAUGGAUACUCUGCAUAAGAAAUUCAUACUUGAUGUCGUUUCUGGAUGCGUUGAGCACAAAAAGUUACUGGACCUAGUGAUCAAUGUGUUCUAUGGCCAGAACUGGAAAUGCCUAUCUAGAGGUGAUCGCAGCCAGUUUGUCAUUAUCUGUUACCUCGCCACAUUUUGUCUUGAUGACCUUGGACUUCAGCAUUUUAGCAGCAUUGUCAAAUCUCUGGACAUCAAGAAGAUGCACACAUUCCUGACUUUCUUCUUCACAAACCUCACCACGUGGAUACAAGAUGAAUGGAAUAGUAUCUAUGACGCUGCCUUUGUGAAGGAACACUUGAUCAGCCCUCUGCUAAGAUGGCGCCCUGAGAUGGAUAUUCUUAUGGACCAGCUUGCUGCCAAAAUAUCUCGUGGGAGUCAGGUGAAGAAAGCUCCCAUCAAAACCACGAAGCCCCAGGAGUUCUCUCUGACCAAACCUAAACCUCGACCUCUGCCCGUGCCUGAGCUCAUUCCACUGCAGGAAAAAUCAAAACCAGUACCAAAUAGCACAUACAAGGCUCCAAAAGAGAUGCAGAUGAUAGAGGAGAUCAAACAAAAGAACCAUCAAAAGACUGAGGAACUGCUCUAUGAGGCAAAUGUGAAACAGUUCAGAUGUGCAAACCCACAGAAGUCUGAACACACUAAGAGAGUGAUGUCUCAGAUUAAAGAGGACUUGGAUUCAAAACUCAAAUUCAGCUCAUGUCAUUCUUCUGGACGUCCCUCCAGUAAAAAGAAGGACAGCUGGCCCAUCAAGCUCAACAGUGCAGCCAUCUUGAGGCAGGGGGCACUGUACAACCGUCAGGUGGAGGAGGAGCUGCAAAGAAUAGAGCGUUUGGUGGAGGGGACACGUGAGCCCUCGUCCUUCCUCCAGUGGCAAAAGGAGAUGCGUGAGAAGGACCUUCAGGAGGAGCUGGCCAAGAUUGAGCGCAGGCGUCUUGAAGGACGCAUCAGUUACGAGGAGGCAGCUAUAGCCCGCACACGGCUGAAGGAAUGCAACCAGAAGACUGCUCAGCAGAAGAAAGCAGAGACAGCUCAGCUGAUGCGGAGAUAUGCGGAAAAAAGGUUACAGGAGGAAAAAGAAAUGAGAGACUUGGUGCAACAAGUGGCAGACGGACACAAGAACUCAAAGACAGCUAAAGAGAAAUUACAGAAACUCAAGCAAAACAUAGUGAAAGAAGUGUCAGAGCAAAGUCGAGAGCUCCUUCGUCAAGCACUAGAGGAAGCACAAGCAGAGCUCAGCAGGAAAUUUGAGAUCAUCCGAGAAAUCCACGCCAUUGAAUCGCUUCCUCACGUUACAGUCAGGAAUUUUGAUGACACAGAGACUGCAGGCCACGAGCUGCUGGGAGAGAUGUCCCUGGUGGAGCUGAAGGAGCGGCUGGCCCUCCUGAGGGAGGCGCAGCAAACAGAGCAGCAGGAGAAACGGGAGCAGAUCCUAGAGGAGAAGCAGAACAAGAGGCAGCUGCUGUCGGAGCAGCUGGACACCAUCACCCUCCACACGAGAGCGCUGGCACAGGCUGCAGCCAUCAGGAGAGAGGAGAGGAAAGCCAGGCUGGGUUUUCGGCAGGCGGCAUCUCAGGAUGAGACAGUUUUGGCUCUGCAGAAGAAGCUCGAAGAGAAACAACAAGAGCGCCAAAAACUGAAGCAAAUUGAAAGCAAGAGGGCCAAAACCUCCGAGCAGGCGGCAGCACACACUGUUAGAAACACAGGGACGCACAACAAAAAAAGCCUGACGCAGAAAAGCUGGGAGGAAUUGGAGCUGAGCUUAGAGCGUCAUAUCCAGAAGAACGCUCCUUAUGUUGUUUCUCACACAGAGACACUCAAGACAUAAAUAUGAGCAACAUGCUCCACAGGCCUGUGAAUGUUUCAUUUUAGAUCAGAAAGAUGAUUAGUUGUAUUUGCUGCGAGAAAUGUGUGGGAUGAUUAGCUUUUCCCCUGUUGUUAUGCUCUUAAUUUGACACAUUUUGCAUUAGCAUUGCUGGAGAAAACGUCUGGUUGCCACUAUGAUUUAUCACCACAAAUGAACAAAUUGUUAUUAUUGAAUUCCAUCUGAGUGAUCAUCUAGGGUUGUUUAUAAUUGUGUUCAUUGUUGUGUGUGUGAGACAUGAAAGGGGAAGUGAACCUUCCAACAUAUGACUGAUAACUAAAAUUUCCCUUCCCCAAAACAAUGUUGUUAUUUUGUGCCUUGUAUGUUUUGGUAACAAGUUACUGUAAAAUGUCAGUCAUGAUUACUCAUUAGUCAUCAUCCAGGUCAUGCACCAAAGGAGAACUAAGGCGAGUAUGACACAGAAAUGUGACCGCAAAUCUUUAUAAUUGGUAUUUUACAAUGUAAUAUUUCUAUCUAUCCAUCUACCUACCCACCUAUCCACCCCCUUCCUCCCCAUCCAUCCAUCCAUCUUCCUACAUAUCUUUCCAUUUAUCCAUCCCCCUACCUAUCCAUCUAUCAGUCCACCUACCUACCUAUCCAUCUACCUAACUACCCAUCUAUCCAUCUACCCACCUAUCUAUCCAUCUACCUGCCUAUCCAUCUAUCAUCUACCUACCUAUCUAUCCAUCUACCUACCUAACUAUCCAUCUAUCCAUCUACCUAUCCAUCUACCUACCUAUCUAUCCAUCUAUCUAAAUACCCAUCUAUCCAUCUACCCACCUAUCUAUCCAUCUACCUACCUAUCCAUCUAUCAUCUACCUACCUAUCUAUCCAUCUACCUACCUAUCCAUCUAUUCAUCUACCUACCUUUCCAUCUAUUUAUCUAUCUACCUAUCUAUCCAUCUACCUACCUAUCCAUCUAUUCAUCUACCUACCUA
Molecule: messenger RNA, 3011 nt
Organism: Epinephelus fuscoguttatus (brown-marbled grouper)
Lineage: Eukaryota; Metazoa; Chordata; Actinopteri; Perciformes; Serranidae
Gene: cfap99
Product: cilia and flagella associated protein 99
Exons: 16
Coding region: 67-2037 (656 amino acids)
Source: RefSeq, a predicted model, not a curated record